GCCACAACCAAAAUAAAUGCAAUAUUCCAAUUGCACAGCUCUGCACUAAGAUCAGCUGAAGGGUUAGUGAAAGCUUGAAGUAUGUCUCCCAGCACAGGGUCUGGGAAAUCAGUUUAGCAAAGAGAUCUCCUGGAGUGAAGUGUUGCAGCUUUUUGCAAAAUCUUAUAGAUGAUCUAUUAACUGAGAAGGAUCAUUCGUAAUCUCCUAUGGAUUCAGGCAACCGGAUGGUGUGUCUAUUAAAUAACUGACUUUAUCAUUAACAUAUCUUAUAAUUUACUGAUCUGGUGACAUGGAAGAGCUGCUGUUUACCGAUGGCGUCUAUCCGGAUUUUUCUCUCCUAAAAGAAGUUCUUUACCCGCUUUAUUUCGAAUCAGAGCCUUGCAAUGCAGAAAAAGAGUGGAACGAAUGGAUAAGAGAGGCGCAGUACCGCGAAGAACCACAGUGUGCCGCUGCUGAGCUGAGACAAUCGGGUAUCUCGGAUUGUGGCUCCAAUGAUCUUGCUGCCGGUGAGGCACGGAACUCUACAGCUGCGGGGACUAGGCUGCAAUGCCGCAGAAGGUCCAGUAGAGGGGGCAAGAAACGCAGCAGUAACAGGUUGGCUGUGGCAAAGGUUGAUAAGUGGUGUCUGACACAGGACAAUACCAAAAAGUUGCAACUUCCUGGGCACAGAAUGACGUGUAUGAUGCAGAUUCCCGAUCCCAGUAUUAUAUACUUAUUGGAGGAAAGUGUGAGGAAGCUUCCGAAGAGAGAGAACGCUUCAGAUGAUAACCAUGUCACUAAUUUCCCCCUGUAUGGGGAAUGCAGCAAGGCAACCUGUCAGUGGAACUGUCAUAGGGCUAAUAACAGUUCUUCCACUUUAACAAGUAAUGCCAUGGAGCUCCUGAACCUUAUUAAUAUGAAAUGCACCCACUUAAAUAAAUUGGAUGGAAAGAAAAACAACAUUGGAGAAACAGAAUCCAAGAAGAUACAUGAUUUUAGCAUGUUGCCUAAAAUAGUGAAAGAUGUGUCAUUUAUGGAUGAUGUUCACUUGGCUUCUGCUAACAGUGAACAAGACAGGAAGCACUUAUUGGACUCCCAAUGGGUAAAUCCACCCAAAAAUGGUUGCCCUUCAUCUAAAGAAUACAUCUCUGAUACCCCACAUGAAAUAUCAACCCAGAGCAGAGACAAAGCUCAAACUGGACAACCCUCCACAUUUGGAUCUAUAGAACAUGAUGCUUGUGUUAGGAGGACCCCCCGGAAACAGAGGACACCCACUAAAAGUGUGGAAAGGCUGGAUCCCUCAUUCCAUGGUAUUGAGUUUCAGAUGCAUCUCUGUUUUGAGGAGAAAUGUGAUGACUGCCAGCUCAUGGUGACCUCAUUUUACAGCCGGGGAAGAAGCCGCAGAAAGAGCACAAAAUCCAACCUCCGUUUUAAAUCCACAUCAAUAUCCAGCGGGUCAGAGGAUGAUCAGAUGCUGACAUCUUUAUCAAGAAACAAACAAUGCGCAUCUUGUAAGACCCAGAAAACUCCUCUAUGGAGGGAUGCAGAGGAUGGGACACCACUGUGUAACGCCUGUGGAAUCAGGUAUAAAAAAUAUGGAUUGAGAUGUGGACAGUGCUGGAAUAUCCCCAAGAAAGAUGGAAAAUCAUGCACCAGAUACUGUGGAUGUGGAGGGACGUUCAGAGCUCCCAUGUGAAAGAGGAAGCAAUGACAGGAUGUUGAAACAUGUUUACAACUUGUAGGAUGCAUGCUACCUUCUCCAAGUUCAACUGCAGCUAAACUUAUUUCCAAAAAAGAGGAUUUUGUCUUAGGUGACAUUUUUUCAAAGAACUGAAGUUAAUUUAUAUUGUUAUAAAUCUGUGUUAAUUUAUCUCCAUUAAA
Pseudophryne corroboree (corroboree frog) is the source of this 1860-nucleotide messenger RNA. It is a transcript of the gene ZGLP1, whose product is annotated as zinc finger GATA like protein 1. Gene Ontology annotation, molecular function: sequence-specific DNA binding; zinc ion binding. Gene Ontology annotation, cellular component: nucleus. NCBI's taxonomy places the organism in Eukaryota, Metazoa, Chordata, Amphibia, Anura, Myobatrachidae. Gene Ontology annotation, biological process: spermatogenesis; regulation of transcription by RNA polymerase II; oocyte development. The transcript has 6 exons. Bases 290 to 1675 code for a protein of 461 amino acids. The record is from RefSeq and is a predicted model, not a curated record.